GUUUCUAUCAACUUCGGGCCUUACUUCAAAUACCCACCAAGAGAUAUUAGUUAUCGUCCGGUCAGUGACAUGGGCUGGGUCGCUGUAGUAGAGCACACGCUGGCAGAUGUCCUGUAUCACGUAGAAACAGAAGUUGACGGGAGACGCAGUCCACCUUGGGAACCUUAAAAGAUGCGAUGUAUUUAUUUUUUUAUUUUUUACAAAACGAAAAAAAUGAUGGUGGUAGAGGGGAAAAAGUAAUAAAUGUCUCUUUUUUUAAGUUUCUAGA
Molecule: messenger RNA, 268 nt
Organism: Thamnophis sirtalis
Lineage: Eukaryota; Metazoa; Chordata; Lepidosauria; Squamata; Natricidae
Source: RefSeq, a predicted model, not a curated record